AUCUUGGAUUGCCCAAGAUAAGAUGGUGCAGACAUGGCUACUUAAUUCUAUGGAAUUACAUGUUGCUGAAAUUUUCAGUUAUUAUGAAUCUUCUGCAGAUUUAUGGGAUGCUGUUAAAGAGAUGUAUGGAAAUCAAAAUAACGCGGCACGAGUUUUUCAACUCAAAAGAGACAUUGCAUGUCUUCAACAGGAAGGUAAACCAUUUAUUCAAUUUCUUGGUAGCAUGAAAAGUAUGUGGAAUGAGUUGUCUGUUUAUCGUCCACAUACUACUGAUUCUGCUGUCUUGCUAAAACGGGCUGAAGAGGAUAAAAUAUUUCAGCUUUUGGCUAAUCUUGCUCCUGAUUACGAAGAUCUCCGUAGUCAUAUACUUAUGAAUUCUGAGCUUCCUUCUCUAGGGAGUGUUUGUGCUACUAUUCAACGGGAAGAAGUCCGAAGAAAGGUCAUGAAUUGUAACCUCAAAACUGAGGUAUCUGAAGCCCGAGCAUAUAUGUUCAAUCAUAAACGAUCUGAAGAAAGAAGUUACAAGGGAAAGAGACCUGAGUUGAAGUGCAAUCAUUGUCAUAAUCUUGGUCAUACAGUGGACCGAUGUUGGGUACUUCAUCCUGAAUUGAAGCCUAAGUUUCCGAGAGAGAAUAUGCCUCAGAAACGGACUCAACCUUCGGGAUAUAAGGCUAAUCAUGUUACAACCAUGGCUGGAGAUGGAUUGUCAAGGUUCUCCUCAAGUCCAAUAACUCUUAUUAAUGAGUUUGCUUCUUAUCUUCAAGCAAAGCAAGGUGAAUCUGAUAACAAUGGGAAGUCAGCUGCCUUACUUGGUCAAUUUGCUGGAUUUCUAUCUGAAGAUAAAAAUGGUGCAACUGAUGACACAUCAGGAUUUGGUCACCAAGAAGACGAUUGGUGAGGGAUUUUUCUUUCAAGGCUUAUAUUAUCUUCUCAAAGAUUUUCACAAGGGAUUUCAUGUAAAUGCCUGUUUAGCUUCCAAGCACAAAUUAUGGCAUCAACGUCUAGCACAUCCCUCUGAGUCAAUUUUGGCAAAGAUUUUUCCAAAUAUUAAUAAAAAUUCAGUUGAUUGUGACAUUUGUCACUUGUCAAAAUCUACACGAUUAUCAUUUCCUUCUUCUAAUUCUCGUUCAAAUAAAUUAUUUGAAU
This is a messenger RNA of Tripterygium wilfordii, 1146 nucleotides long. RefSeq lists its product as uncharacterized. The transcript is spliced from 2 exons. The coding region runs from base 23 to 898 and encodes 291 amino acids. The record is from RefSeq and is a predicted model, not a curated record. Lineage: Eukaryota; Viridiplantae; Streptophyta; Magnoliopsida; Celastrales; Celastraceae.